Heterobilharzia americana is the source of this 1959-nucleotide messenger RNA. The record is from the annotation of a GenBank genome assembly. Lineage: Eukaryota; Metazoa; Platyhelminthes; Trematoda; Strigeidida; Schistosomatidae.
AUGAAGAGAGUUAGGGAAUCGAACGACGUGAACCCUCCCCCCAAAAUCCCGAAAACAAGGGAAUCUCUCAAUACGGGAGAUGAAAAAGUUUGUGAUUGGCAGGCAUCUCUUGGCUGUUCAUUGGCAGAAAGACUCGAAAAAAUCGAUACUGUACAACACUUAACAACACGUCAGAUUAAAAAGUUGUUAAAGGAUGUUCUGACUAACGAAGACGUUGUGAUUGCUUUACGUCGGUACAUCAAUGGUGAAUUUAAAGAGCCUGAAACUGGUGAAGUUUCAGCUGCUACUCGAAGGCGAGCCAAAUCGUUGGGAUUAUUUUCUGUCCUCAGCAAUCUUAGAGGAGAGUUGAAUUGCCCACUGGAGUCCAGGGCUAUUACUCGGUCACUUAUGCGCCGUUUUCAAGACUCGUUGCAAAAUCACUUGCCACGUCCUGUUCCUACGGAGGUGAAGCAACCGUGUACCAUCCUAGAUAUACAAUUUCCUGAUGAAGAUGAAAGCACCGAAAAAAACGUAGCAAACACCUUGAAUACUUCAUCGGCUGACAGUGAUUAUCAACCAAAUGACAAGGACUAUGAAAUUUUAAGGCGUGAUAGAGUACUCGACUUUACUGAAGCAUCUAAAAGUACUUCAUCUGUUAUAGACUUAGAAAAUGAAACUAGUCGUAACAGUAUCAAAAGCUUCAGCAGCAGUAGUAGUGAAAGUGAUUCAAAAGUGGAUUUGGACUCAGUUGAUUCCGUUCACACUAACAAUAGAAACAGUUUUCUUUCCUAUGAAAGUGAUAGCCAAGACUUACCAACACCUCGUUUCACACGGUCUCAAGCUAAGUCCUUUAGUGGUGGUUUGUCUGAAGCCAGAGAUAUGUUUCUUACAGAAAUCUGUUUUGACGGAGUUGAAAGUCCUGGUUCCAACAUAUCUUUUCAGUUGAAUAGCACUGUCCGACCUUCGCCGCCUGAUAAUGCUUUUUGUUGUGCUGAUGCCGAGGGUGAAGAAGAAGGUAGAGAAAUGAUUGCAGCAGAAGGUGCAGAUGUUGGCAACAACACAAUAAAAAACAAUGAUCUAAAUACAGAAAAUGAUGUUUAUGCUCAGUUUCUCCGAUCAUUAUUCUCUUCUGUUUGCAACUCAACAAAUUCUUCACCUAACAAAUCCAAUUCACGGAUGACUGCUUCAGUAGAUACAUCUUCAAUCUGUGAAAGACUUUUAGAAAAGAAUUCAAAUGACAAUGAAUGUUUGUCAUCAAUUAAACACCAAUCUGAUUUUCACAAUUCUGAAAGGAAAUCAUCGUGGUUAUCAAACUGGCUAGUCCAAAAGGAUGGUAAUAAUGAUGAUGAAGACGAUCCAGAUGAUCCGGAAUUUGAUGUUAUGGCAGAAUUGGACGAUAUCGAUAGAGAGGAUUUCUUCUAUGAACUGCGAGAUGACCGUGCUGUUCGAGUAUCGAAGAUGGAAGCGAAGAAUUUGCAUGAAGAUCUGCGUGAACUGUUCAAUUCUGAAGACGAACAUGAAACUCGUUCACGUGAAUCGAAAACGCCUUCAGUCCUAACAAUGAAGGCUUAUGGUCAACGUUUAUUCCACAUGGAUCAUAAUUCACGCACCCGGAACAGCAAUCAAACUGAAGGUUGUAACAGUCCACAUCAUAUUCAAUCCUCAGUACCGUACGCAAUUCCUCCUAAGGAUAUAGAUGUUCCUGUGAAUCCAGUUCCUGCUCGACGUCGUAUCACCCUUACAGGUGCGGAAUUGGUUCGCUUAGAACGUCAGCUGGCAAUGCACAUACAAUUGUUAGCUACAAACUUCUUAUUGACGUAUGAUUUUCCUGAUAUGCAUGAAACAGCUACUCGGCCAUGUGCAUCUCUUCUCAAAACUUUGGUUGCCAAACGUCAGGCUUUUGAUUUACUCGCACUUCAAAAAAUAUCACGAACAUAUCUCAUCCUGUUACUAGCUUCUAUUGGCAUUGUCCUACCCUAG